GACUGAUGGGAGGUGGUGUGUCUUUUGUGCUAAGGAUCGAAGCCGCAGCUGGAAGGCAAAGAGGAUGGCACUCUGAACAGUUGAGGAUAACAAGCAACAUUGAAUAGCAAAGCAAUAUUUUCCAUUUCCUUCUGAGAGCCACAAAAUUCUUCACCUUCCUCAGCAGGUGAGAGAGAAAAAAGAGAAAAUCAAGAGGAGAUUUCUAGCUGGGAAAAGCAAGAGUAUGCGAAACUCAAGCAUACAUUACAUGAAAAGUCAAGGGAGAUUAUUUUUCCAUUGAGCAAAAGAGGGACAUAUCUGGACGUUACUGUGGAGGAAAAGAUCAAUUGGAAAGGCCUUACUCUGGGAGGUAGAAAACAACUUGAAUCAAAGCACCACUAAACAAGGGAUCAUUCAUCCCUCAGGAAUAUGAGUUACAGGAAAUCUCCAUAGAUGUACCUGUAGUGGGAAAGAUACAACUUGCAAAUCACAACUGAUUAUGCAUGACAGGAUCCAUACUGGAGAAAAGCCAUACAAAUUCUCUGAAUGUGGCCAAACUUUUGGUCAGAACAAAUCCAUUUUGUUUCAUGGAAGGACCCACGCAGGAGAGAACCUAUACAACGGCUCCCAAUGCAGUAAAAGCUUUAGCAUACAUGGCAAUGUGAUACACCAGAGGAUUCACACAGGAGAGCAACCCUUUGAAUGUCCUGACUGUGGGAAAAGUUUCAGUUGGAAUUCUCAUCUUGUUGCACACCACAGAACUCACACAGGUGAGAAACCGUUUGAGUGUCCUGAUUGUGGGAGAAGUUUCAGCUGGAAUUCCAGCCUGGUGCUACACCAGAGAACUCACACAGGCGAGAAACUGUUUGAAUGUCCUGAUUGUGGAAAAUAUUUCAGUCAGAAUUCUAACCUGGUGAAACACCAGAGGACUCACACAGGAGAGAAACCCUUUGAAUGUCCAGAUUGUGGUAAAAGUUUCACUAAGAAUUACAGACUUGUGAGACAUCAGAGGACUCACACAGGAGAAAAACCUUUUGAAUGUCCGGCUUGUGGUAAAAGUUUCAGUCACAAUUCCAGCCUGGUGGAACACCAGAGAACACACACAGGAGAGAAACCUUUUGAAUGUCCUGAUUGUGGAAACAGUUUCAGUAAAAAUUCCAACCUUAUUAACCACCAGAGGAUUCAUACAGGAGAUAAACCCUUUAAAUGUCCUGAUUGUGGGAAAAGGUUCAGUCAGAAUUCCANCCCGGUUAGGAUUUCUUAA
Thamnophis sirtalis is the source of this 1243-nucleotide messenger RNA. The record is from RefSeq and is a predicted model, not a curated record. Lineage: Eukaryota; Metazoa; Chordata; Lepidosauria; Squamata; Natricidae.